UUCAACUGUCUAGACGACGACUUCUACGAAAGUCACCCAAUGGAUCCUCGAAUGCAUACGGCUCCCCCCGCGGGCCACCCCAUACAGCCAGGCUACCAGUUGGAGGACAACCCGUACCACCAUCAGCAAGGCUUCGAUAUCCCGGCUGGCCCUGGGAGAUACAGUCCUGGAGAUGCGCUACACAUUCAGACUCCUCAACCGAUCGAGGGCAUGGGCGGAUACAAUGCCCCGGGCCAACAUUAUACCCCCGAUUACGCCGUGAACCCGGAAGAGCACCACGAUGCCUACUACAACCAGCCCUACGAGCCCCAAGUUGGCCAUGAUCCAUAUGCCGCGGCCCCAACACCCCCGGUGGCCGGAUACCAGGCGCACGACGACCAACGGCCCAUGUUGAUGCAUACCGAUUCUCAAGUCGGCCAGAGCGAUCCUUACCACGACGAACCCCAACCGCCAACGAACAAUGCGCCCAUCAAGAGGUGGAAGACAGUCAAGCAGGUGCUUCUGUACCGCGGUAACUUGGUGCUGGAUUGUCCUAUCCCUCCAAAGCUGCUGAACCAGCUCCCCCACGGCGAGCGCGACGAGUUCACCCAUAUGAGAUACUCGGCUGCCACCUGCGACCCUUCCGAGUUCUACGAGGAGAACUUCACUCUGCGCCAGAAGCUCUUCAGCAAGCCUAGGCACACAGAGCUCUUCAUUGUCGUAACCAUGUACAACGAGGACGAGAUUCUGUUUGCGCGCACCAUGAUUGGUGUGUUCAAGAACAUCGAGUACAUGUGCAAGCGGACGGAAAGCAAGACCUGGGGCAAGGACGCCUGGAAGAAGAUUGUGGUGUGCGUCGUCAGUGACGGUCGUGCCAAGAUCAACCCGAGAACAAGAGCGUUGUUGGCCGGUAUGGGUGUCUAUCAGGAGGGUAUUGCCAAGCAACAGGUUAACGGAAAGGAUGUCACGGCGCAUAUUUACGAGUACACGACCCAGGUCGGCAUGACCAUCAAGAACGAUGUCGUCCAGCUCAUCCCCAAGCAGCAGCCCGUUCAGAUGCUGUUCUGUCUCAAGGAAAAGAACCAGAAGAAGAUCAACUCGCAUCGUUGGUUCUUCCAGGCGUUUGGUCGCGUUUUGGAUCCCAAUAUCUGCGUGCUCAUCGAUGCUGGUACUAAGCCCGGUGGUAGCUCCAUCUACCAUCUGUGGAAGGCCUUCGAUCUCGAGCCCAUGUGCGCCGGCGCCUGCGGUGAGAUUAAGGCCAUGUUGGGCACGGGCGGCAAGAACCUGAUCAACCCGCUCGUCGCCACUCAGAACUUUGAGUACAAGAUGAGUAACAUUCUCGACAAGCCUCUCGAAUCCGCCUUCGGCUUCAUUUCCGUCUUGCCCGGUGCCUUCUCCGCUUACCGCUACGUCGCUUUGCAAAACGACAAGAACGGUCAAGGUCCCUUGGAGAAGUACUUUGCCGGUGAGAAGCUGCACGGCGGCGACGCCGGCAUCUUCACGGCCAACAUGUACCUCGCCGAGGAUCGUAUCUUGUGUUUCGAGCUCGUCACUAAGCGCAACUGCCACUGGAUUCUGCAGUACGUCAAGUCAGCCACGGGUGAGACCGAUGUGCCCGCCGACCUGACGGAGUUGAUUCUGCAGCGUCGUCGUUGGCUCAACGGUUCCUUCUUCGCGGCUAUCUAUGCUAUCGUCCACUUCCACCAGUUCUUCCGGUCCGACCACUCCUUCUUGCGAAAAAUUGCCUUCUUCAUCGAGUUCGUGUUCCAGACGGUCAACAUGAUCUUUGCCUGGUUUGCUAUUGGCAACUUCUUCCUCGUAUUUAAGAUCUUGACGACGGGUCUGGGCGACGAUAAGCUUCUAGGGACCGUUGGCGAGAUUUUGGGCGUCGUGUUCGCGUGGGCGUACGGUGUGACUCUGAUAACAUGCUUCGUCUUAUCCAUGGGUAAUCGACCGGCUGGUUCUCCACGGUUGUACAUGGGUAUGGUUGUUUUCUGGGCCAUUAUCUUUAUCUACCUAAUGUUCGCAGCCAUCUACAUCGCCGUCGUUUCCAUCCAAACCGACGUCCAAAAGGGCCUCUCCUUCACCGACCUCUUCCGUAACGAGCUCUUCUACACCCUCAUCGUCUCCGUCGUCUCCACCUACGGCAUCUGGCUGAUCGCCUCCCUCCUCAUGUUCGACCCCUGGCACAUGGUCACCUCCAUGGUGCAGUACAUGCUCCUCUCGCCCACUUACACCAACGUCCUCAACGUCUACGCCUUCUGCAACACCCACGAUAUCUCAUGGGGUACCAAGGGUGACGACAAGCCCGACAAGCUGCCCUCCGUCAACACCAAGGACGGCCAGGGUAAGACCGAUCUUCCCGACGAAGGCGAUCUCAACGCUUCGUACGAGCGCGAAAUUCAGGUUUUCUCGAGGAAAUACGUGAAGCCGGUGACGGCGCCGACGAGUGCUCAGUUGGAGGAGAAGCAGAUGGACUAUUACCGCGGUGUCAGAUCGAUGGUCGUGUUGGUGUGGAUGAUUACGAACUUUGCGCUGUGCGCGGUGGUGUUGAGUACGGCUGGUCUCGAAAGGAUCGAUCCGGAGGAAGGAAGCCAGGAGCAGGAAACGACGAAGCGGGCGACGAUUUAUAUGAGUGUGGUGUUGUGGAGCGUGGCGGUUCUGAGCGGGUUCAAGUUUGUGGGGGCUUGUUGGUUUUUGGUGGUGAGGAUGUUUAGGGGUGUUUGAGUAUGAUGCUGUUUUGGUGUUGUUUUUUGCUGUUGUUGUUCUUCUGGAAAUGCGUCAUGAAUUAGUAGCUUUUCUUGUUCUUUUCGAAUCUUUGAAGCAAGUGGAUGUUACGUGGAUAUGUGGAUUUGGUAAAAAAAGCAAAGACAAUGGGAGCUGUUUGGUUGAGAUGAGUGAGGACAUGGAGAGUGGAAUGUGGAUAGAAUCAAAGAUGGGACUUGGGAAGGAGUUGAGAGAGAUUAGGUCCUUUGCCUCCUUUUAACGCCUUUUUGCUUUAGCCAGAGAUACCUAUUGAACGUUUUGAAGCUUCA
This is a messenger RNA of Neurospora tetrasperma FGSC 2508, 3014 nucleotides long. RefSeq names its product chitin synthase 3. The transcript is spliced from 3 exons. Gene Ontology annotation, molecular function: chitin synthase activity. The record is from RefSeq and is a predicted model, not a curated record. Gene Ontology annotation, cellular component: cell septum; cell periphery. The coding region runs from base 40 to 2706 and encodes 888 amino acids. Lineage: Eukaryota; Fungi; Ascomycota; Sordariomycetes; Sordariales; Sordariaceae.